Messenger RNA from Hypoxylon trugodes, 2032 nucleotides. Its product is annotated as PAF acetylhydrolase. The coding region runs from base 285 to 1856 and encodes 523 amino acids. Gene Ontology annotation, molecular function: 1-alkyl-2-acetylglycerophosphocholine esterase activity. The transcript has a single exon. NCBI's taxonomy places the organism in Eukaryota, Fungi, Ascomycota, Sordariomycetes, Xylariales, Hypoxylaceae. The record is from RefSeq and is a predicted model, not a curated record.
AUUGCCCUAUGUACUCGCCUUUACUCGAUGCAACUUGGAAGUUGAAAUAAACUACCUAGAUGCGUUUUAGUUAGAUCGUUCUUUAAAGAUCGAUUUAGUCAAGACCGCUACAUGCGUAACUAGUGGUGGAGUUUCUCCUCUACCAUUGCAUCAUCGCCAUUCUCAACUUGGAUACCUAGCUGGCCAUCAUUGGUAGGCAACCCAUAUAUCCAGAGCUACGUUACUUCGACAAUAUCUAAAUUGUCAAUGUAAUUCAUAAAUCGAUAUCGGAUUUAGAUAUCACAAUGAAACCAUUUCCAGAAGCAUCAACUAUGGGCAAGGCGCCCCCAACGAGGCUUAGGUUCCCGCCUAUCCUCCGACCUAGAUUAUCAUGGCGAUACAUCUUCUGCUCAUCGGUCGCGAUCUAUAUUAUAUAUUGCUACAUCUUCUCAACACCUUUAUUCGCGCAUCCCCUUCCUAAUUACAGCGGUCCGUAUUCAGUCGGCGCCGUUGACGUUGAGAUACCUCUAAAAUCACCACGGUUAAUCGAUACAGCACGGUUUAAAGGAACGAAAGAAAAUGCGUUCGAGCUAGAAACAGUACUUUUCACGUUAUACUAUCCUGCGAUACAAAAUGCGGUUAGCCAUAAGCCGAAACAUCACUGGAUUCCGAAACCGGUCUCGGUUACGGCCGAGGGCUACGCUAAGUUCGCGCAUAUGAAUAAUUUCAUCGUUAAUAAACUCAUGACGGGGGCUGUUAGCGGUCUCGUCGGAGGAAUCGAAAUUCCAGCACAAGUUGAUGUGCCACUUGCCGAUCUCGUGGCUACGGUUACGGCUACCCCGGAGACUAGAAAUGAUGAUGGGGAAAUCGAAAAAGUGAUUCAGAUUUCGAGGGAAGGACAUCCGGUGGUUGUGUUCUCGCAUGGUAUGGCGAGUAGUCGUACCGAUUACACGCACUAUGCCGGGGAGCUGGCGUCGCGUGGGUAUGUUGUUGCGUUGAUUGAGCAUAGGGAUGGCUCGUGUCCCGGGUCUGUUAUUAUGAAAAACGGCGAGUCGGAGAGCGUUAAACUUACUUUCGAUGUUCCUGAGGUGGAGACUAAGAACGGGAGGGAGUUAACGGUUGAUGAGUUUAAGACGGCGCAGCUUGAUUUCCGGGAGGCGGAGAUUGAGGAAACUGUGAAGGUCUUGAGACUUAUUAAUGAGGGGCACGGGGAAGAGGUUUUGAAGAAGAAUUCUAGAGGGGAAGGGGCGGAUUUUGGGAAUUGGAAGGGUCGAAUUAAUACGGACCAGAUGGUCGUCGCGGGACAUAGUUAUGGUGCUACGGGCGCUAUGCAAGCGCUUAGGGGCGGACCGAGUUCGAAACGGCCGUUUAGUGGUGCGAUUGUGUUGGAUCCUGGGAAGGCGAGUGGAAGAUUGAAUGACGAUAUUCGUGUUCCGGUGCUGGUGAUUCAUAGCAAUUCAUGGAGUAGCAAGCGUAGCGUAUUCUACGGGCGGACACAUUUUGAUACGGUUUUCGAUAUUGUUGAGAAUAAUGUCCUGCGCGGCAUGCCUUCUUGGUUCGCGACUUCGCUUGGUACUUCGCACCCUUCGGUCACGGAUGCCCCGCUGCUGGAGCCGUUGUUACUUAGUUGGACUACCGGCGCGCGGAUCGAUGUGUAUGAGGGAUUAAGGCAGUAUGUGCAUGUGACGGAGGACUUCCUGUGGUUUUUGAGUACGGGGGAGAAACGCAGUCUCCUGAGGGAGAAGGCGGAGUUCCCGCAGUAUGAUGAGGGUAUGGGGUUCGGUGUGUGGAAACCGGCACAAGGGGAAAAUGAAAAGAUGGGAGGCCCUUGGUACGAUUGGCGCAGGUAUUGGCAGGUGCAUAUCUCGCCGAAUUAGAUGAUGUGGAGGAUAUCGGGAGAUGGGCGUGGGCUAAGCCACCACUGUACUUGUGCGGCGGCAUAUACGGGUCAGCAAAGGAGCUGAAAUGUAACUUGAAGUGUACUUAUAGAUGGUAUAUAGGAGAGGAUUCAUACUAAAUAACCCAGGUAACCAUAUCAAUGUCAUGAAUAUGC